Messenger RNA from Coniophora puteana RWD-64-598 SS2, 687 nucleotides. RefSeq lists its product as uncharacterized. Bases 1 to 687 code for a protein of 228 amino acids. NCBI's taxonomy places the organism in Eukaryota, Fungi, Basidiomycota, Agaricomycetes, Boletales, Coniophoraceae. Gene Ontology annotation, molecular function: acid phosphatase activity. The transcript has 4 exons. The record is from RefSeq and is a predicted model, not a curated record.
AUGACCGCUCGAUACCCAAAGCUCGUCGCUCUCGAUUUAGAUUUCACCAUAUGGCCACUAGACAUAGACUGGUACAACAACGUUGAACUCGACAAGAAGGACCCCACCAAGGUCAUCGGAAAAGGCUAUGGCAGCGACCGGACGCCGAUCGCGCUGUACGAGGGUGUGCCGGAGGUGCUGAGGCAUUUGAAGGAGCGGGAUGUGGAGGUGGUGGCGUGCUCGAGGAGCUGGGCACCUGAAGUCGCAAAGAAGGCACUCGGCCUCUUCCGAGUCCCCUUCGGCGCGGAAGGCGAGACGAUCUCCGCACUGGAGUGCUUCACCUGGAGGAACUCGGAGAUCGAGGACACGGACAAGAGGGGGCAUUUCAGGCGUGUGCAGGCCAGCUAUGCAAGUGAGGGGAAGGACAUUCCGUUUGAGGAGAUGCUGUUCUUCGACGACGCUACGUAUAAUGGUGUUGUCGCUGAUCUCGGCGCGUAUUUGUUCUUCCUCUGUCGUGACUACUCACUAGCUAAAGAGAUACAUCUUGCAGGCGUCACGUUUCAUCUCCUCUCGAGGAAAGGCCUCGACAUGGCUGCUUUUGAGGCGGGCCUCGAGAAGUGGAGGAGAAACAUCGCGCGGUAUGAGGCAGGCGAGGGUCAGGAAAGCAUCCCUGCAAAGUCGUCCAAGCGGAAGAACAAGCGCAAGUAG